AUGCUAGAGGCACAGACCGAUGCGCCUUCGCGUCCGGUCCCCCCCUCGUACACCCCCACGCCCCCCCCCGAGUUACGCCGGCACCACCGCCCUGAGCUGGCGGACGCGGAAGCGAACCCCGACCUGUACGGCCUGCGCCGCUCUGGCCGUGCGCCUGCGCGCCGGACGUAUGCGCUCGACGCGAGCGACGACGAGGCGCGUGCGGAGCGCUCGAGUGCCUCGGCCGCCUCGGACGACGAGGAGGCGGACGAGGAGGACGAGUUCCCCGUGAGCCGCCGCCGCCGGCGCGAGACACACGAAAGCGACUGGGGUGCAGCCGUGCGCAUGUCGAGCCGCAACGGCGGCAAGGUGAACUACACCGAGGACUACCACGACAUUGGUGACGAGGACGUGUUUGAAGACGAGGUCGUGCCGGUCGCCGCCGCGCCGAUGGCCGAGGUCGAAGAGGACCAGAUUGAAGGCGUGUUUGGCCACGAGCGCGACGAGUCGCGCGCGGACGACCCCGAAGAUAUCCCUACCGAAAACAUGCGCUUUGUGAUCAAGUGGAAAGGCUACUCCCACCUGCACGAUACGCACGAGCUCUACGAGUUCCUGAAGCGCUUCCCCGGCUUUAAGCGCGUGACGAACUACAUCAAGGGUGUCUGGCAGCCGAUCCACGAAAUCUCGACGAACCCCGAGGCGACGCGCGAGGACCUCGAGACGCUCCAGAUCCAGCGCGAGCGCCAGCGCGAGCUUCUCGAAUCCUACCGCACGGUCGACCGCGUGAUUGCGCAGCGCGACAAUCCGCCGACGAAAGAGGCCCCGUACCCCCACCUUGCCUACCUGUGCAAGUGGAAGGGCCUCGGCUACAACGAGUCCUCGUGGGAGAGCGAGGAAGAGAUUGCACAGAUCGCACGGCCCGCGAUCGACGCGUACCUGCGCCGCGCGACGUCGGUCACUGUGCCGAGCCGCAGCGAGACCUUCUCGCGCGGCCGCCCGCCGUACGUGCGCAUGACCGAGCAGCCCAAAUACAUUGGCGACCACGGCACGCUGAAAGACUUCCAAAUGACCGGUCUCAACUGGCUCGCAUACCUCUGGAGCAAGAACGAGAACGGGAUUCUCGCCGACGAGAUGGGUCUCGGCAAGACGGUGCAGACGGUCGCCUUCCUCUCGUACCUCUUCCACUCGUGCUACCAGUACGGUCCGAUGCUUGUCGUCGUCCCGCUCUCGACGCUGCCCGCGUGGCAGGUGCAGUUUGAGCACUGGGCGCCGGACAUGAACGUGAUUGCCUACAUGGGCAACUCGCAGAGCCGCGAGGUGAUCCGCGAGUACGAGUUCGGGCCGCCCCGCAAGAUGCGCAUGAACGUUUUGCUGACAACCUAUGAGUUUAUUCUCAAGGACCGCGCAGAGCUACAGCCGAUCAAGUGGCAGUUCCUUGCCGUGGACGAGGCGCAUCGGCUCAAGAACGCCGAGUCGCAGCUGUACGAGGCGCUCUACUCGUUCCACUGCGCCGGAAAACUGCUCAUCACCGGCACGCCGCUGCAGAACAACGUCAAGGAGCUCUCGGCGCUGCUGCACUUUUUGCGGCCCGACCAGUUCGACCUGGAGGUCGACUUUGACAUUGCCAACGUCGACCAGUCCAAGAUCCAAGAGCUGCACCAGCGCUUGGAGAAUGUCAUGCUUCGGCGACUGAAGCGCGAUGUCGUCAAGGAGCUGCCGACCAAGUCGGAGCAGAUCCUGCGUGUGGAAAUGUCCGCGAUGCAGCAGCGCAUGUACAAGGCGAUCCUCACGCGCAACUUUUCGCUGCUCAGCGGCGCCACAUCGACCCAGUUCUCGCUGCUGAACAUUGCGAUUGAGCUCAAGAAGGCGUCGAACCACCCUUACCUCUUUGACGGCGCCGAAGUCCCGUCCGAGAGCCGGGAGGAGACGCUGCGUGGUCUCGUGAUGCACUCGGGCAAGAUGGUACUCCUCGACAAGCUCCUCGCGCGCCUCAAGGCAGAUGGGCACCGUGUGCUGAUCUUUAGCCAGAUGGUGCGCAUGCUCGAUAUCCUUUCUGAUUACCUGUCGUUCCGCGGCUACGUGCACCAGCGCCUCGACGGCACGGUGUCUUCUGAGACGAGGAACCGCGCGAUCGACCACUUUAACGCGCCCAAUUCCCCCGACUUUUGUUUUCUUCUUUCGACGCGCGCGGGCGGUCUCGGUAUCAACCUCGAGACGGCCGACACGGUAAUCAUCUUUGACAGCGACUGGAACCCCCAGAACGACCUGCAGGCCAUGUCGCGUGCGCACCGCCUCAACAGCAAGUUCCACGUGAGCGUCUUCCGCUUCCUCACCAAAGGUACGGUGGAGGAGGACGUGCUGGAGCGCGCCAAACGCAAGAUGGUGCUCGAGUACGCCAUCAUCAACCAGAUGGACACGUCUGGCACCAACUUUGCGCCGAACGCGCUGCACAAGAACUCGCAGAACUUCUCACGCGAAGAGCUCGGCGCGAUCCUCAAGUUUGGCGCGCAGAGCAUGUUCAAGAGCGACAACGAGGACGGGCAGCAGAAGAAGCUCGACGAAAUGGAUCUCGACGAGAUUCUUACGCACGCCGAGGCACGCGAGACCGAGGUCGAGAACAACACGACCUCGUCGGGUGGCGAGGCAUUCCUGCAGCAGUUUGCCCAGGUCCAAGACUUUAAGGCGGACGACGUGUCCUGGGACGAUAUCAUCCCCGUCGAGGAGCGUGUCAAGGCCGAGGAAGAGGAGCGGCAGCGCGCGGUCGAGAGCGCGAUUGCCGCCUCGUCCUCGCGCCGCCGCGCAGCGGUCGCCUCGGCGACAGCCACGGCAAGUGUCGCCGAGGCCGACGAGGAGCCCGAGGCGAAGCCGAAAAAGACGAGCGCCGUGCGCAAGACGCAGGGCCAGCGCUCGCUCGAGCUCAAGGAGCGCGACCUCCGUGUGCUGCUGCGUGGCAUCCAGCGUUGGGGCGACGUGCGCUACCGCUACGACGUGAUUGUCGCCGAGGGCAAGCUCCAGGACAAGAACCGCGCAGUGCUGCUCCAGGCCUCGGACGAGCUCGUGGCGCUUGCGGAGGAGAAGCUCGCCGAGCACCAGGCGUUUAUCAAGGGCAAGCAGGAGCGCGGCGAGGAGAUCACGUCGGCCCUGCGCCAGCGUGCGGUCUUGGUCAACUACCGCGGCAUCAGCAACAUCAACGCCGAGACGGUGCUGAUCCGGCACUAUGAGCUGCAUCUCCUCGCGGACGUCUUGGAGGCGGUUGAGGACCCUCUGCAGUGGCGCAUCCCGGUCGAUUCGCUCAAGAGCACGCUGAACUGGCACUGCGAGUGGGGCCUGACCGAGGACUCGAUGCUGCUUGUGGGCAUUUGGCGCCACGGAUUUGGCUCGUGGGAGCAGAUCGAAGCGGACCCCGAGCUGCAUCUGCAGGGCCGCUUCUUCCUCGAAGGAGGCAAGCGCAGUUCGGAUACCAAGGACGAAGGCCAGGACGAGGAGAACAAAGGCCCCAAGACGGGCGCGGGCAAGUCGCGCCCGAUCCCCAACGCGAUCCACCUGGUGCGCCGCGGCGACUACCUGCUUAAGAUGCUCCGCGAGUCUGUUUCCGACGGCAAGGCAUCGAGUGAGCCGGAAAAGAAGAAGCCGCGGGCGUCGAGCACCAGCGCGAAGCGUGCGCCGGAAAAGAGCAAGCGCAGUGCCGCGCAGUACUCGUCCGACUCGGAGGAGGAGGACGGGUACGCAUCGAUGGACGAACACGAGUGCAAGGAGCUGAUGCGGCCGUGCAAGCGCCAGCUCAAGACGCUCAAGGACGAUACCGAGCACCUUGACCGCGAAAAGAAGAUUGCGACGCUGAAAGAGUGCCUGUCGGCGAUCGGCGGCCACAUUGACCACCUGAUCGCAACCAAGUUUGCAAGUCUGUCCAAGGCGCAGCAGCAAAAGUGGUACGAGCAUCUUUGGGCCUUUUCCUCCUUCUUUUGGCCAAAGAAGGUGAAGCCGGAAAAGCUGCGGGCGAUCUUUGCCAAGCUCGGUGGACACAUCAAGGAGGAGCCUGCGAAACGCAAGGCGACCGAGACGCCCGAGCCUGACCCGAAAAAGGCACGCACUGAGUCUUAA
This is a messenger RNA of Malassezia japonica, 4080 nucleotides long. RefSeq names its product DNA helicase (gene CHD1). Gene Ontology annotation, cellular component: nucleus; chromatin. The record is from RefSeq and is a predicted model, not a curated record. Lineage: Eukaryota; Fungi; Basidiomycota; Malasseziomycetes; Malasseziales; Malasseziaceae. Gene Ontology annotation, biological process: nucleosome organization; regulation of transcription by RNA polymerase II. Gene Ontology annotation, molecular function: histone binding; ATP hydrolysis activity; ATP-dependent chromatin remodeler activity. The transcript has a single exon. Bases 1 to 4080 code for a protein of 1359 amino acids.